Molecule: messenger RNA, 2062 nt
Organism: Magallana angulata
Lineage: Eukaryota; Metazoa; Mollusca; Bivalvia; Ostreida; Ostreidae
Product: cell death abnormality protein 1-like
Exons: 13
Coding region: 1-1974 (657 amino acids)
Cellular component (GO): membrane
Source: RefSeq, a predicted model, not a curated record
AUGUCUUACUACUCAGCUUCUUUCAUCAGUUCAUCUUUGAUCGUGAUUCCUUUUGUAGACUUUUAUACUGGUGUAUCAAAUUACUUCCUUGGAUUCUCGGUGUACGUCUCCAACACAACAGACAGACUACAGGGAACACUGUGUUACAAAGACGAUAACUUUACAGCACUCACCAUACCUGCUGUCUUCACCACCACCUGUCCUGUACAUGGACAGUACGUUAUCUACUACAACGAGAGACGACCAGGAGUUACCUACCCUAGAGGGUACUCUACAGAUGUUAACAGUAACCUCUGUGAAGUGGAGGUGUAUGGAUGUCCUGGAGGGUUUUACGGGCCGAACUGUUCUAACGCCUGUCCAGAUACCAAUUGCUACUGUCACUUAGAAACGGGCACUUGUCAGGGCUGCAAGCCUGGGUAUCAAGGUUUUCUGUGUAAAUCAGUGUGUGGUCGAGGACUAUAUGGUGCUGAGUGUCAUCAAGAAUGUGGACACUGCAGUGACUUAAGUCAGUGCUCUCACACUAAUGGGUCAUGUUUAACGGGAUGCGAAAUUGGUUAUGACGGGGAAACAUGUAAAGCAUCUUGCCGACACGGAUUCUUUGGACCAGACUGUGUUCACGAAUGUAACGACACGUGUAAUGGUUGUAACAGAUUCGAUGGUUCUUGUGAUACUGGGUGUAACCCCGGAUGGCACGGAUAUGAGUGUCAGGAUGAAAAAGAUUGUGCAAACUGGACAUUCGGCUCAAGUUGUGACAACUGCGCUUGUGUACGGUUAAACACCGAGUUCUGCGAUAAAAACAACGGAACCUGCCACUGUAAACAAGGUUUCACUGGAGAAGCGUGUCACUGUGAAGACAACGGGCAACCCUGUCCACACUAUAUUCGGUUGGUAAAUGGAAAUACUACAUCGAUGGGAAGAAUUGAAGUGGUCACAAAUGGUGUCUGGUCAACUAUCUGUGACAGUAAAUGGGACAAUUAUGAUGCUACUGUCGUCUGCAAGCAACUUGGACUUGGGAAGUAUGGUAUUGCUGUCUCAGAUGCUGAAUUUGGAAAAGGUGUCGGUCCAAACUACAUAAGUAAAGUAAAUUGCGUAGGAGAUGAAACAGAUUUACUCACUUGCCCUUUCGAAAAGUUAUCGUGUAGUCAUGAAAACGAUGCAGGGGUUAAAUGUGUCAACAAAUCAAGUAACAUUCGAUUGGUAGACGGUUCAGACGAAACAGAGGGUCGAUUGGAAGUGAAGUUAAAUGGACGUGGAUCAUGGGGUACAGUUUGUGAUAAUGGAUUUGAUGAAAGCGAUGCAAAAGUCGCUUGUAAAGAGCUUGGAUUACCCACAAGAGAAAUUGCAGUAAAAGCCGGCGCAUAUUUCGGACGAGGAAUUGGACCGAUUCUUAUGAGUAACCUUAGAUGUAGUGGAACUGAACCGUCAAUCCAUGUAUGUAGUAAAACAGAACAUCCGGGUGGUUGCAUUCAUUCUCAGGAUGUGGGCAUUGUUUGUUCAAACGACUGUUCGUCUUUCAAAUUUGGAGACCAGUGUGAAAGAAGUUGUGUUUGCGAUAAAAGUAAGUCUUUGUCAUGCGAUAAGGACACAGGAGACUGCAUAUGCAAGCCUGGAUGGACAGGUGUAAGGUGCACGUGCGGGGGAGGAUCUAAAUGUGGAAAAAACUCGUAUUGUGAUGGUGACGACUGUUUGUGUAUUGACGGGCUCUUCACGACAGCCUCUAACUGCUCUGAUGAAGUAUUCGUUUUGUUCUCCUGUUCAUUUGAAACCGACAUUGAUACAUGUUCUAUAAAUAAUUAUGGUGCCAUGAAAUGGAAAAGAAAUAGUGGGGGUACACCAAGUGAUGAUACAGGACCACAUACAGCCAAAGAAGGUAUCCACUAUGUAUAUACAGAAGCCACAAGCAAGUCGGAAGGGGAUGAAGGCGUGAUGGAAAUAUCUCUUACGAGCCUAAAUCUGAGCAAGUACCGACAUUGAGCUUGAGAAAUUGCUUACCCGUAAUGGAAUCAUAGUCUUUGCACUUUAAUCAUAUUAAAUUCUGUUUGCUAGUAAUAUUGCUAUAUCA